Molecule: messenger RNA, 2682 nt
Organism: Bathycoccus prasinos
Lineage: Eukaryota; Viridiplantae; Chlorophyta; Mamiellophyceae; Mamiellales; Bathycoccaceae
Product: glycosyl transferase family 2
Exons: 1
Coding region: 1-2682 (893 amino acids)
Molecular function (GO): protein binding
Source: RefSeq, a predicted model, not a curated record
AUGCUUCGCGAAAGCGCUUCUGGCAAUGCGAACAACAACGGAAGCUUACCGCGCUCGCGAAGCGCGCAUUUAAAAAGUUUACACCACGUGGAAACGCAUCCUCUCGGUGGAGGAGGAGGAGGUGUUGGGAGUGGUUUACCGUUACACGCCACGUCCGGGGAGAAGUACCAGAAGGGAUUGAAGAGAAAGAAUUCGAAAGCGAAACGUACUACGAAUGGAUGGAAAGCGAUGAGUGCCACUCUGUUUGUUUUCGUGCACGUGUGUUCGAGCGCGUAUUAUUACAACAAGAUGAAAAGUGGAGGAAGUGAUAACGUCGAUGCGUUGGAUGGGAACGACGGGAAGAGCGAGACCAACCAACAAACGCCGUCGCGGUACGAUUUACUUUCCUCCGAGGAGGAUGAGGAUGAACAGGAUAGGAGUUUAUUGACGACGAAGUUGCGAUUGGAGCUCGAUGAAGCGAAAAGGCAGAUGUUGACGAUGAAAGAAGAGAGCCAAGUGAUGCAAAUGCAGCUGAGGGAUUUUCAGGCGAAAGGUAUGAGUGGUGGUAGUAGUAGCAGUAGUAGUAACAAAAAGAAUAACUUGCAACAAUCCGGAAACGUCGAGACGCAUUACGGUGGUAGUAGUAAUAAUAAUGGAGGAAUAGGAGGCGGGUUGUUGGUGUGGAAUUACGAGACGACUGGGCAACCGAUUGAGAUUAAAUCAACGCCGUCGGCGAACAGAGACGUCGCUUUAGAUUCGAGACCGUUCUUUUCCAUUGUCAUGGCGGCGUAUAAUCAAGGCGCGUACAUCGACGAGACGGUGAAAUCAGUCGCUGCGCAAUCGUACGAGCGGUGGGAAUUGAUCAUCGUUAACGACGGUAGCUCGGAUGAUUCGUGGGCAAAAGCCUCAAAUUUGAUGGAUAAGUAUGGAAAGAGAAGAAUCCGAUUGAUUAACAAACGCAACGGGGGGUUGGCGGAUGCUAGAAACGUCGGGAUGCGAUACGCGAGAGGCGAUUGGUUGUGCAUGUUGGAUUCGGACGAUUUGUUAGCGAGAGAUUAUUUGAGUCGAGCGGCAGAGCUCGUGGAGGAAGAGCACGGAAACGGAGGUGAUAUCGCAACAACUAUUUCGGGAGGACACAUUGGAACUGGAGGUGUGGACAUUAUCCCCGGGUGCAUGCGCAACUUUGACGCGGUCUCGUCUGAUUGGUGUUUUCCUGAAGGCUUCUCCAUCGUCGGCGUUUCGCACUGGAACAAAUUUCACGCCUCGGUUUUAAUGAAAGCUGAUUUGAUGAGAAAAGUUGGCGGGUACGAUCCAGGUAUCCCGUGGGGUUUGGAAGAUUGGAACUUUUGGUUGAACGCGGCGAAAUUUAACCCAAUCGUCCGGUUUGUACCGGAAAUUACGUUUUACUAUCGCCAUCAUAAAGGCACUUCCAUGCGCAAAAAGAUGUUUGCGGCGUAUUUAGAGCAAACGAAAGCGAUGGUUCGAACGAACCACGUUGAAUUAUACGAACCGGUGCAACUACUUCACGACCACGAAACGAUUGAAAACAUGCACGAAGACACGUUAAAAGCGUUGGAGAAGAAAAUGCAACAGUUUCCAUUACAGCCAAUGCCGUACUUUUGGAGAGCGUUGCGAAGGACGAAGAAAAUGGAAUACGAAGAAGCCAUCGAUGAUUUGAAAAUCGCGUUGAAUUUAACAACCUCGGAAAAACGAUACAAAUGGCAAAUGUAUUAUCGAUUGGCGCUUUUACACGAAGCGUUGGAGGAGUAUCCAGAGGCGGUGAAAGCCAUCAACGGCGCCUUCCGGGACGCGUAUUUCAACGAGAUUUUAUUGGUAAAGCACAGAUUGGAGCAAAAAGUCUUGGGCGAUCCAAAAGUUGUGUCCGCGCAUUUGGUCGAAGCGACACCCACGUAUUGGAAAUCUGAAAAAGAAAUGCACGAUAUCAACGAAGGAACGUUGGCUGGGAAACUUCUAAAAUCCGAGCAAUCUCACGAACUCUCUUCGUUAGUUGCCGAGCAAAUGCAACGCAUGAACGCGCUGUUGCAAAUAGCCACUACCAACCCGUGCGGCGAUCCGUCCGAGCCGUUACCGAAUAAAGGUGAAUUCAAUUUAGCUAAAAAUGGCAACUUUAACGCUCAAAAAGAUUAUUGGAACCCGUUUGGAUCUGGGUAUAACUUAGCACAGUCGUUAUCCCGCUCCGGUUCUGGACCGCAACCGUGCGCGCACGUCGAAAACGACAACGACGACGCCUCCUCGGGCUUCACGCAACUCAUCGAAAUCAACCAAAUUAAAUCAGAACCGCUGUUGGUAAAAAUGUGGUCAAAGUCCAAAGACGUUUCCGGUACUACCAAAGAUGCCGGGUACUCCUUAUAUGUCGACAUCUGGUACUCUGACGGUUCCAACGAUUGGGGGUUCAACGUUCCUUUUAACCCUGGAACGCACGGUUGGGAACGCGCCGCCGCAUUCAUCACCAAAGACAAGCCCAUCAAAUCUAUCCAAGUGUACGGCAUGUUGAGAGGUAAAGAAGGCGAAGCGUGGUUUGACGAUAUCACCGUCUCGAGAGGCAAAGACGCCGCGUGCGCUUGCGGCGAACGCCAAAUGUUUGAACCCACAGAGAACGGGGAUUGUGAACAGUGCUUGGCGGGGAUGCGAUGUUUCUUGGGAGACUUGUUCGAUCCGUCCGUGCAAUCGGUCGUUUUAUAA